AUGAGUAUACCAGAUCCUCAAUUGAUGCAAUGCGUCGAAUUAAUGAACGAAGGUCUCUUUUUGGAGAAAGAAUGGGAUGAAUCCGUGCUUGAGCGCCUUACACAGGCUGACGAGAUGCCAAGUAGUGUGAUCCAGGAACUUGCGCAGGACGGAAUUGAUGGGUUGAGAAAAGAAAUUGCGGUGAAACAACUGUUUCUAGAAACAGCUCGAAUCGCGGAUGAAAACACCAAGAUUGUCCGGUUCGCCGUCAUCAUGGACCUAUGCCACCACAUGAGAUCCAGCGGAGAGGGCUCGAAAGAGAGGGUCAAGUUUUGGACUCUGGUAUUUUUCGAGCUUUUCAAAAUGGUUCUGAGCUUCUUAAAACUACCGCAUGGCCAUCUGCGAUUCUGGGGUUACGUAGAGAGCCGUGUGGAGUGGUUUAAAAUGGGGUUUUCGGAUCGAGAAGAGGUGCAAUAUGGACAAACCACUCUGAGCGCCAUUAAGGCGCCUUUCUCCAAGGUGACAUUUCAGAUCAACAAGAUGCUUCUUGCGCUACGAGUGAACUCAAAACUUUCUACUUUGCUGCAUUACAAACUUAGCAUGAAGAUUCAGUGGUUUCUAUGUCAGUGUUUGUCACCUAUAGAGCCAGCGAACACGAACAAACGUGGUAAUAUCGCAAAAGGACUUCCAGAACAGCUUUGGAACCCCAAACAUGAUAUGGACGACGCGUCUGCAUUUUUUACCGAUUUUAGAAAAGUACACUCGGAACUCAUCGAAAAUCCACUGGAGUGGGUUUUCGCUCCUUCAAAUCGAAGAUUAAAUUUACACGAUUAUCUUUUGCCUGUUAUGGACGAAAUUCUUCUCCAUGAGUCUGAAUUUUACUCUCACAUCGAGAACAAGAAGAUACGAGCGAGCAGAGUGAACCAGAAGUCGAAAACAUCUGCUGACAACAGCAGUUCGAAGACAGUCACAGCUUCAAACCCGAAGGAACUGGACCCAUGCUCAUCCACACUACGGCCACUCAUGUUAGAUCAGCCCAAUUGGGACCCAGAGUUAGUUGUCUCUCAAUUACAGGAUCCUGAUAAUGACUUUCUUCGCAAACGCUUCAUCUCACAACUUUUGAUAUCGACGAAUCUGAUCGAGCGAAUACUUUUAGAUGAGGCCGUAAGAAAAUUCUAUCGCAGUCAAUAUGACCAAAAUGACAGAAGUAGCGCAAGUGAGGAGGACGAAAGUAAAACCACGGCUACAUUGAAAAAUUUGUCUCAACUAAUAACAAAAAGGCUUGAACAGUUUUACAUGCUGCGAGAUCAGAAUUUUCAAGAAUUGUUGUCCAGCCUGAUUGCAAGUGAAAACACAUUGAUAGACUUGAAAGUGAAGAAGGGUUUCAAAAUAUUCAACGGCUUCAAAUUGCCAUCCAGUCAGCUUCAAACCAUACCAAGUUAUGAAAACUCAUUUAAAAGCUUCGGGUGGAUAAAGCUAGGCAAUAAAAAGCUUGACACUGCGUGGAAGAUAGAAAGUGGCCUUGAAUCCAUUAAAAAUGACUCAUGCAACUCGCAAGAAAUGUUUGCGCAACUAGAGCAAGACUACCAGGACAACAAUGCCGGAAGUGUUCAAACGUCGCACGCAGACAACACGGUACUGCAGUGGAAACAGUUACGAUGUCUUAGACCGCGCUUCAUAUUUGAAAUGAGCAAUGUUGACGAGAAAACUGGUGUUCGUGGCCUGUUUGAUGCCAGUUUGAUCAACAAAUCCCGCAAAGAAAAAUCAGAUUUAAGCAAACAGCUCCAAGAAGCAACAGAGUACUUCGAAAAGAAGAAGCGGGAUAUUGAUAUGGCCGAGAGUGUUGUAUCGCGACCUGGAAAGAAGCAGAAAUUAGCUACUGCAUUAGUUGACGCACUGGAUGACACUAAAGAUGGCGACGAUAAGCCAUCAUUUUCCUCGAUAACUGAGAAAGAUGACACUACUAUGAAAUUCACCGCAGAGGAAGAAGAAAACACCUCAUCUAGGAAUCAUUCAUCACAAGAUCAGAGCCCGGUAAUCACUCCCCCUCCAGCGACAAAUGUUGAGGAUAGUACGUCCGAAAGUAUGAAGGGCGCAACCGGCCCUGACGUCAGUAAGACGAUCACCCAACAUGACAAUCAAGAGAUCACAGCGGAAACGUCUGUAGAGGAAGAAAAAUCGAGCACUCCUGAACCACGUAAAAAUGAGGAAGAAAAGCAAGAUUGUUCAAAUGCGGGUUUUGGUAGCACUUGCGCUGAAGACGGGCUCAACAACAGCGCUAUGCAUGAACCCGUGGAUGACGUUCCCUUCCCUUCCGCUGAAGCCAACGAUUCUAAUGUCGAUAAAGAGCAGUAA
This is a messenger RNA of Lachancea nothofagi CBS 11611, 2334 nucleotides long. The record is from the annotation of a GenBank genome assembly. Lineage: Eukaryota; Fungi; Ascomycota; Saccharomycetes; Saccharomycetales; Saccharomycetaceae.